Messenger RNA from Parascedosporium putredinis, 1659 nucleotides. The record is from the annotation of a GenBank genome assembly. Lineage: Eukaryota; Fungi; Ascomycota; Sordariomycetes; Microascales; Microascaceae.
AUGUCCUCAUUUUUACACUCUGCCCCGCCACGAGCGACCAAGAAGCGGGUAGAGCGAGACGAGUCGAUUUCGGGGAGCGACUCGGAGGACUUCGACAGCGAUGACGAGGUCGCGAGCAGGGCGAGCGAGGCCCUAGACGCCGGGUCGGACGAGGAGGGAGAGACCGCCGCCGAGGCUCGUCUGAGACUCGCGGAACGCUAUCUCCAAAACGUCAAGCAAGAGGUGGACGAAGUCGGCUUCGACGCCGCCGACCUAGACCGAGACCUCAUCGCCGCGAGGCUAGAAGAGGACGUCGCCGAAGCAAAGGGGAAAGUGUACCGGAAUCUCGCUGCCGAAUUGGCCUUUGAGAAGGCCACGCACUGCCAGUUCAAGGCCAACACCCUCAGCAUAACCUCGAUCGCGGCGAGGGAACCCUAUGCGUACACGACGAGCAAAGACUUACACGUUCACAAGUGGAGGAUACAAGACCUUGCCUCCAACCAGCCCUCGCAAAGCGCAAUGAAGAAGUCCAAGAGACCCGCCCCGCCCCCGAGGAAAAAGCCGGAGCUCGAAAACUAUCUUAAGGGAAGCCUCCACAAAGUCAACGACAAGAACUACAAACGGCACGUCGACGAGAUCUUGUGCGUCGCGGUAUCGCCCGACGGCAAGUACCUCGCGACCGGCGGUGCCGACAAGCGCCUCAUCAUCUACGACGCAGACACCCUCGUGCCCCGCAGGGUCUUCACACACCACCGCGCGGCCGUGACAGGGCUUGCCUUCCGCAGGGGUACCAACCAACUAUACUCGUGCUCCAAGGACCGCACGGUCAAGGUAUGGAGCCUCGACGAGAUGGCGUACGUGCAGACCUUGUUCGGUCACGGCGACGAGGUUGUCGACAUCGACGCCCUCGCCCAGGAGAGGUGCAUCAGCGUCGGCGCCCGCGACCGCACCGCCCGGUUAUGGAAGGUCAUGGAGGAGACCCAGCUCGUCUUCCGUGGCGGCGCCGUAGACAAGAAAGCCCAGGUAGACGUUGACCGCCGAUCUCUCCGGAACGAAGGCAGCAUGGAUCGCGUCGCCAUGAUCGACGACGACCUCUUCGUCACCGGCAGCGACAACGGCUCCCUCCAGCUCUGGAGUCUCCAGAAGAAGAAGCCCGUCUCCAUCGUCCCCAUAGCGCACGGCCUCGAUCCUCCGCUCAAGCCCACGCAGUACUCUGCUGAAGCGCAUCCCAAACCAGAGGCCGCCCCCGUCGCCGUUCCCCGGCAAAUCACCGCUCUCAAGACCAUACCCUUCUCCGACGUGGUCCUCUCCGGCAGCUGGGACGGCUACGUGCGAGUCUGGCGCCUGAGCGAAGACAAGAAGAAGCUCGAGCCCAUUGGCGUCCUCGGCGGCGGUGGUGAAGAAGGCGGCCAAGGCGGCUGGGCCAUCACCGGCGUCAUCAACGACAUUGCCGUGUUCGAGCGGGGUGACAGGGGUGUCGAUGGCCUCUGCGUCAUAGCCGCCGUAGGCAAAGAGCACCGGCUAGGACGCUGGAAGGUGGCGGGCGGCGGCAAGAACGGAGGCGUCGUGUUCGAAGUGCCGAGGGUACCCCGCGUACAAAUGGAACCGUGGCCGUGGUGUCCUCUUCCUCUGACGAAGAGUCGGAAUAAGGGUGGGGAAAAUGCUUUUGUGUACGUUUGA